This is a messenger RNA of Hippocampus zosterae (dwarf seahorse), 7960 nucleotides long. It is a transcript of the gene mtus2a, whose product is annotated as microtubule associated tumor suppressor candidate 2a. Gene Ontology annotation, cellular component: cytoplasm; nucleus. Lineage: Eukaryota; Metazoa; Chordata; Actinopteri; Syngnathiformes; Syngnathidae. The transcript is spliced from 17 exons. Gene Ontology annotation, molecular function: microtubule binding. Bases 365 to 4645 code for a protein of 1426 amino acids. The record is from RefSeq and is a predicted model, not a curated record.
UCCUCCACCUCCUGUCCGCAGCAUCUCUCCCUGAGCACCAUUAGAACCAGAAGGAGGGAGAGUGCAAGUCACACGCGUGUUCCUGGCGGCAGUGGAUAAGACGAUCAAAGAGUCCUCAAUGCAGAGUCACCGCAGACUGCUUUGCUUGCUCAAAGGGAAUGCAAGAUGAGUGGUGAGCUGGUGUAAAAAAAAAAAGCUAUAUUUGGAGGACCACAUCACAGCAUCAAAAAGAACCGGAACCAAAUAAGGAGGGAAAACAAGAGUGCUUUCUGAGUCAAUCAAUGGCCUCGGGCUCCCGAAUUUCCUUUGGGAUUAAUAAAGUAACCGCCUGGUAUCUUUGAACGCUCAAAAGAAACCCUGCAAAAUGAGCAACCCCACUAGCUUCAAGGGAAACGGGGUUGUUGAGAGAGCGGAAAAGAUCACAAGCAAAGCUCCAAACCAAUUUCCUCGCACUGGCGAUGACAAUGCCAAUCGAUUCACUUUUUUGAGCGAUGAAGGAGGAUUGUCAGAAGGCACCGGAUGCAAUACGACCUCGCUCCCACCUUUGGUGUCACAAAGCGAAUCCCACGACAACAUGAUCAUCUGGCGCUCCGAGCAGCAAUGUUCAGAGCCAGGCCUCAGAGAGAUCGAGCUAGUGGAGUGUCCAGCCAUACACGCAUUCUUAAGAAACCCAAACGUAGAGGACGACGAUGACGAAGACAGGCAAAGCACAGGAGAAGAUAAGGGUGAGGGUCCGAUGUCGAUUUCCUCCAGUUCAACCGCCAGCUCUACUUGCACUGGGGUGAGAAGGAACGACAACGACGGCAACAAAGUGGUGAACAGAACUCCGAGGGACGAAGACGAGCGGGCAAAGAACACGUGUCAUAAUACAGAGCGAGACAAUUGUGAGGCAGGCUUAACCAAAGAAGAGAACACCAAGAAAGGUCGGGGAGGGCUGAAGCAGUCCAAGUCUGAAACAAACGUGUUCGUCUCCAAUCUAUCCGCGAUCAAUCUCAGUGGAAGUCUGUCCAGCGCUCUGGAUUCCAGCAGAGAAACUUUUAUCUGUCUGCCCAGCUCCAAGACCAACAUUUGUUACGCCAACAACACUACCUCAGCCCAAGCGAUAAGAAGGGCAGCUCGAGUCGAAAACGACCCUCCGCCAUUGUGUGAUCAGGAGAAACGUGAACGAUGCCGCAGUCAGGAUGACGGACAGGAUGAGAGAAGCCAUUGCAGAAAUGGAUCAUCCUCGGACGGCGGUCUGGGCCAAAGAAGAAGGGCGGGAUUUGAGGAAAGGGCUCUACCACCGAGGCGACAACAGCUUGUCAGACCCCUGUGUCAGUCAGAAAUGGGCGGAGCUCAAAACGUAGCGGAGCUAUGCGGUCAGGGUGCUGAAGUCGGGCGACCACCCUCAAACAACACCGCAACGGUUUCGCCGAACCACGCUCCCAACGGGUCAAACAAAAAGCCGACGAGAUCAUCUCUACGCGAACCAUCCGAUUUUUCACAUCUUUACAACACAUACGCAGUCUUCCAAUCCCGACAGCCCAACCAGGCAGCCAAGAAGGAGGUUUCAUCAGCGGAAAAGCAACCAGGUUCAAUGACAAAGUCCACUUCAAACGCCUCCAAAUCGUCCACCAUGGAGAAGCGACCCCAGACUCAGUUCACCUACAGAAGGAAUUGCUCCAGUCCCAAAAGGACGUUUACGCCUCCCCACUCCCCUCUCAGGACGCCGCAGGGCUCACCACACAGGCAAGCCUCGAUGCACCUCAUCUCCAAGGAGGCACAUCGAGGAGUUCAACACACCCCUGAUGUCAAGCCAUCAGCCCAGGGCCACGACAGCGUUUGCCCGAAAGCGCCAGUUCCAACCCACAUAAAUCCAACGGGGAUCCCCAAAGCGCCUCUCCCCAACCAGCAAAUCAUCCCCAAUUCAAGCCAUACCUCGAGCCCCAAAGACAGCUGCCCUUCACCCAAACUCAAACCGAAAGGAAUCCGCCCAAAAAUCAUCACUUACGUCCGUAAGAAUCCUCAGUUCAAGCCUCCCGACGGACCUUAUCAGGUAUCUUCUUUGCCAGCAAGGUUGCCCGUAUACACACAUGGCGCAGGUGCAACGUCAUCUAGUUCUUUCAAAGAGACUCCUCAAGACCCCCUCAAGCCCGAGAAAGGAACCAGAGGGUCGCCAGUACUCAGUGCCUCCAACUUGCUUUUCGACAAGUACCACAAAGACAUGCAAACCAAUAUCUUCCCUUCGGGAUUAUUGAGCCGGAGUAUCCGGGCUCCGGGACAUUCAAACACCGUCCCUCCAACACAUACGCACAGCUAUACAGCGCCCCCAAAACUGGCCGGUAAAACGGGGGACUUCUAUGGAGCACACUCAGAGGUCGGCAGAUCAGCCAGUUUUAAAGAGAGUUCUGCAGAGGACCCGAUACAGAUUCGGACAGCCGCUCAGACCGGAGGGAGCGGAAGUCUCUUGCGCUCCGGCAGAGGUCUGCGUUUGGGCUUGGGUGCUGUGACCAGGACAGCUUCAAGUUCAGUCAAGGGCAAAGGUCAGAGGUCAACAGUCAUUCAACAAGUCUGCCCAGCAGCCAGCCAGAAGAGCCACAGCACCACAGCUGACGAUGAGGUUUUCACUCUUCCCGCUCCCGAGACUCCAGCAUCAGCACAGGCGCAGGCCGUGACCUCCAGGACCCUGCUUCCCAAAGGAAGCCAAUCGGGCCUUCGCGCGCCUGGUUACAGUUCCACCAGACUACCCGUGGGCCGCCUGGCCGCGUUUGGCUUCAUCAGAAGUUCAAGCGUGUCCUCUGUUUCCUCAGCACACUCGGCCGACAGUGCGCAGAGCGACCCGAGCAGGACGGCUCACCGUCUGAGUGUGAGCGAGGACCCUCCUCUACAUCGAGUGGCCGGCGCCCCCGCAUCAACAGAUCACCAAAGAGGUCCGCCAUGUCGCAGCGUCAGCCUUCAGCCACCGUCCACCCCGGCUUUGCCGCGCCGCUACCUGCCCGCUCAACCAAGAACCUCCCCCGGGGUUGGCAGGAAGGAGUUCCAGAGGAGUUCAGAGGUAACGCGCUCCCUACCGUCCUCCCCAAAGAGACUGGCAGUUGUCCCGCCCAAGCCUCAGUCGCCAGGAUUUGCUCCGCCGAGAAUGGCUAACGUGGUCAGCACAUGUCAAGUCAAGUCAGGCCAGCGGCCUGCAGGAGGACCGGCCCGGGGAUCUGUCGCCCCUGGCUCCCCUCGCCGGGGUCUUCCGCUGAAGCUGCAGCAAGAGAAGGGUGAUGCUCAGAUGAGAGAGGAAGAAAGGAUAGCAAAGGAGAGAGAGAACGAGGAGCAACGCGAGGAGCUGGAGAGGCUGCGUGGACGCUGCGAGCGGCAGGAGAAGCAACUGAGAGCUCUGCAAGAAGAACUGAGGAAGACCUCUUUGGGUUUAGAAGCCUUCAUCGUCACCACUCAGCAUUACUGCCUCAAGAAUAAAGUCACCGAAGAGAAUGAAUCCAACUUGUUCCAGGAAAUACAAACGAUCAAAGAGCAAAUGGUGUCCAACUGUGCAAACUGGGAGAGACUCAAGCUGGAAAAGUCUGCGGCGGAAUCGGCAUUUGAACGAGAACUGCGGCAGCUGCGGGCGCAGCAGGAAGCGGAACUGGCCGCCACGGAGGAGAGCCUACGCAAGUGUCACUCAGCCCAGACAGAACACCUGAAGGUGGAGCAUCAGUCGGAAAUGGAGGAGCUUCGGACCCAGCACCAGGAGCAGGUGGAGGAGAUGUCAGCUCACCAUCAGGCAGUCAUUCAGGAGCUCAGAGACAUGCAUAACAUCACCAUGGCAACGCUGCAUGAGGAGCAUGCCCGAACCAUGAGAGACUUAAGGAAAGCGCACGAGCAACACAAGAUUCUGCUUGAGGAGGAUUUUGAGAAACUAAGGCUUUCUCUUCAGGAUCAAGUGGACACGCUCACAUUUCAAAACCACAGCCUGCGGGACAAAGCCAAGCGCUUUGAAGAGGCGUUGAGGAAGAGCACCGACGAACAGAUAAUUGAUGCCUUAGCGCCAUACCAGCACAUUGAGAAGGAUCUCAAGAGCUUGAAGGAGGUUGUGGAAAUGAAGAACCAGCAAAUACACCAGCAAGAGCAGAAGAUCUCUGACCUGGAGAAAGUGCAGGCCCAAAAGAAUGUGCUCCUGGAGGAGAAAGUCCAGGUUCUGCAGCAACAAAAUGAAGAUCUGAAAGCUCGUAUUGAAAGGAACCUCACCUUAUCUCGGCAACUUUCAGAAGAGAACGCCAACCUCCAGGAAUCGGUCGAGAAAGAGAGCACAGAGAAGAAGCGGCUGAGUCGAAACAACGAGGAGCUGCUGUGGCGUCUUCAGACCAGCCCCCUGAUGUCUCCUUCGUCCUCCCCCCUCCACCGCUCGUUCUCUACCUCCCCCAUCCCGUCAUCCCCAUUGUUCUCAUCCUCACCUGCUCCUCCGCUAGGAUGCCACUCGCCCACCCACUGCCAAGGCUGCCCCCAGCAGCCGCAGUCCGCCUCCCCCUUCCAUACGGCCAAUCAGAAUUACUCCCCCGGCCCGGGAACACCCACCCACAGGGUACCAGCCAAUCAGAAUUGCUCACCGGGGCCAUGCACACCCACUCACAGGGCAACAGCCAAUCGCAAUCCGUUAGCUUGUCUCACUUUACAGAGAUAAAAACCUUCAUUUUCCUUCCAUUUUAAAUGAUUUCCUCAAAUCACUACUCUGAGUUUGACUGCUGAUGUUUUCUUGCACGUAAAGAUCAUUUUUACCAAACAUGCAAGACAACUUAGCUCAGUGGUUGUAUAUACUAUGUACACGAGCGACACAAAUAGUGACAAUGUGAAGUCACUUCCCACAAAGCGAGGAAGCAGCACACAAGAACAAAAGCCUCCUGCGUUCAGAACACAAAUGCAUUCAAUUAAAUAUGUGACACACUCUCCCACUGGGAUGAGUUUGUCAGUUCUAUUUUUACAAAGCUAGAGCCGCAGCUAAGCGCCUUACUUCUGCCGUUUCACCAGCAAAGGUCAGUCAAUUUUUAUCAACUAUUUGUCGGUUUUAAUUGGUUUUAGGGAAGACCUUCAUUUGCAUAAAAACCUGUGGUAUCUGUCCAAAAAUGCAGAUAAGGAACUCCAAAGAAGUGCGAUGAUAACAUGACUUAAGAGUGACCCGACUUAAGUGUUUUUCGAGAUACGAGACUUGAUGAUUUUGCAAGCAAAAAAUGUACAUAUGCGUGCCAGAUGAUGGCAGCAAACUUCAACUCAUAGUUUGGCAGAUACGAAACGAUUCUGCAAAAAAAAAAAGGGGCGAAUUGUGCUUUGGAAUGUUACUGCCUCUCCCAGUUGGAGUUACUGCCAAACUAAACAGAGGAAAUUGAACAUUGUUUAUUAAAAAUAAACAAACAAUUUUUGACUUAUCUAAACAUCAGCCAGUUCGAUGUUAAUACACAAUGUAAACUAUAGAUGGGCGGACAAAUCUCGCAAUGAUGUUGCAAUAGUUAUACCCGUUGAAUAAUGAAUAUUUGAACACAAAUUAUGAUUUUGUACAAAUAAUUAUGAGCAUUAAUUUCAAAUCGAAAUGUGUUCACGCGAUCCGGGGAUUGAAAUCGGUUUUGCGUUUGCCUCAGUGGACGUUCAAGAGACACCACAACACUAAACAGCGAUCGUGACGCUGAAAUCUGUUUACAAUGUCAACAUUUCCACAGCAGCGCCGCAACAGUAGAUGCAGCUUUUUUCCACGGUGCACUUUCACACACUUUCGCUGAACCCCGCCAUCACGAAAUUCCCUUCCACACAGACAUUAUUUUUCCUCCGAUACUACGUCUGAAAAGAAAAUUGCCCGGCCCACUUCUUCCCGUAAAGCACCCCCCCACCCAAUCAGUGUCAGAGGCUUCAGACUGAUUUGUUCCUCUUAUUUUGCUACUUCAGCACGCAUGCACUGUGAAUGUCUUCCAGUCUUAUUAUUGCUGUGGUUUGUCUAUUUAUUUAGCCAACUUUAGGGAGGAAAUGAACAGUACAGGGGACAGUUUUUAAAUGAAUUAACGGUCAAUAAGCUAGAAACAGUGGAACCUCCGAAUUCUGUAAGACAAAACAUCCAGUGAAUCUUUUAGAUGCUCAAUGAGCCGAAGUCUCGAGAGAUUUUUUUUUUGACUGAUGUCAUUCAUGAAGAUGUUUUGAACUGUUUUGUUUCACUUUUGAGGUGUGUGUUUCCUUUCGAAUUAGCAGCUUUUGACUUUAGGGCCUCUCGUGGCUCACCGAUAAAGUUCAGUUUACCUUUGUGAAGAUUAUUUUAAACUCGUCCAAAAAGAAUCUUUCAAAGCAAAAACAAUUUCUGUUGUGUCUGCUUUCUCAGAACAUGUACUAGCCAGUAUGUAUUUUUAAACUUUUUUCAAAUAACACUAAUUAUUAAGUGUUGCAAAAGGGAUCAUUCAGGGAAAUUUCUCCUUCACAUGUUCCAAUAACCUCUUUCCAGUUUUUUUUUAAUAACUUCUCAAUGUAAUUGUUUUUCUUUUUUUUUAACUGCAAUAGAAACAAACCAGGAUUGUAAUGUACUCACAUUUCAGCCUCAGGGUCCUCAUAGGGGCUGCUUUGACCAAGUCAAGAUCCUGAUUUUCAGUCCGUUUACACCAACCGUGUCCUGCUGAAGAGCGUUACAGGUGUUCGUCUUUGCAUGAAAAAAACUGCUGUAAAUAAACAACAUGAGAGAGAACGAUGGCGGGGCGAAAGAGUUAUAUAGGGGUAUUGGUCAUGUAUUUUUGUUUUUACAGCAGGGGUGGGGGAACCUUCAUCAUUAGUGUAUAUGGCAAAUGCGACAAAAGAGUCAUUAAAAGGUCCAAAAACAAUAAGGAUAAACAUAUGUUCAAUCAAUGCAUCAUACUCGUAGAUUUAACGACUGUAAAAAACGAAUGCAAUCAAUCGGUCACCAAAAUGCAGAACAUACCAUACACCCACCCCCCCGCCCCCCCCCCCCCCUGAGCAGCAUUUAAUGACACGUUGUUUCCGUGUUGCCCUUUUCUUUUUUCCUCCCUUCUCGGAAACAAACAGCAGAAGUGGGUGCGAAUUAACCAUACCAGCAUUUAUAAUGGCCACGAAGAGCAAAUUAUGUCGUGACGAGGAACUACAAGGUUUUUUGGAGGGUUUUUUGGUAGACAGGGUUUAACGCUCUUAAACAGAGGAAUGUCAAGCGAAACGAAGCAUUUGAUUGAUUGUUUUGGAUGAUUUUGAGAAUGUUAUUUGUACGAAAACUGCCAGUCACUCAUUCACUGUGUUUUCAAUGAUUUACAAUUGUACUUCAGGGUCAGUUCAGGUGUAAAAUAAUACCGUUUACAACAACAGUUUGCAACACAAUAAAUAACAAUAUAAUUCAAAACAACAAAUGACCCUGCCGGUGUGUCCUGUGGACAUCUUUUAACUCGGCUCUGAAUGUGAAAACAAAAUGUAAUGACUGUAUUUUUUAUCAUUUACGUGAUUUGAUGAAACAUAAUAGGACCUCUUGUCUAAAUAAUACUGCGUUUGUAGCAGCCAUUUAAUAUGUCAAUAUGUAGCACUUAAUCCCCGAAUGAGACAAAUCGUUUGUCUUUUACACAAGGAUUACAUUUAUAAAUGCUGUUGUUAUAAAGCCCUAUAUGGCUUUCUUUGUUUCUUUUUUUGAAGUGUCGUGGAAGUAAAUGACAACUUGAGCCGAGGCAAUGAAUGUGUUUGUUCUGGCACCAAUUGUAUGUCCGAAUGUAAAUAUAUUUACCACAAACUCGUGUCUUCGUGCGACAAAGUAGUAGAAGCAUGUUUUGUCGGUCUUUGCUGUUUUUCUUCUUUCAACUUUCUAGCAUUGUGAUAGUUAACAUGAAGUGCUAAAGCGUGGCAGACCUACUUGAUUAAUGUCAUUUGAAGACAGCUGCGUCCGUUUAGGAAUUGCUCCGGUUUCCACUCAUCACUUGUGUUAGCCUAUAGAAUAGACGGUCGUCGAAUCAAAUUAAAGUCCACUUGAACAUCCUUA